Rhizoctonia solani is the source of this 2202-nucleotide messenger RNA. RefSeq names its product glycosyltransferase family 1 protein. The record is from RefSeq and is a predicted model, not a curated record. The coding region runs from base 1 to 2202 and encodes 733 amino acids. The transcript has 19 exons. Lineage: Eukaryota; Fungi; Basidiomycota; Agaricomycetes; Cantharellales; Ceratobasidiaceae. Gene Ontology annotation, molecular function: hexosyltransferase activity; UDP-glycosyltransferase activity. Gene Ontology annotation, biological process: carbohydrate metabolic process.
AUGGAGAACUUGGCCCGCCCCGGUACGAAGAGGCCACUCAAGGCGCGUCAUCCCCCGACCUCUAGCGGACGUGAAAUCCGAAAUCGAUCCCAGAAGAGAAUCCUUGCAAUCCCAGACUUCUAUGAGCUCGUGUACCCAGCGGUACAAGAGGAUGAACCCAGCGCCGAAUUCCGAACAGCCGCCAUGGCAGCGUCUGCUGCUUUCCAGCCCGACGGCCGGUUCCAAGUAUCGAUCGACGUUCCGUCUGGGAGGCUGCCCAAGGAUUAUGCCACACCUAUUAAUGAACCUGGGUCGAUUUGUCGAGGUAUCUCCCGUGAUGUUCAGCCCUACUUGGCAUUAGGCAAACAACUUCGUCGGCAUGGACACACCGUGCGGCUCACUACUCACGAAACCUUCCGUCAGUCUGUCAAGGACGCUGGAUUGCGAUUCUUCAAUAUCGGAGGAAACCCACAUGAGUUGAUGAGUUACAUGGUCCGCAACCCCGGUCUGAUGCCUGGUUUCGAGAGCUUGACAAACGGAGAUAUAACGAGGAAGCAGAUGAUGGUUGCUGAAAUGCUGGAACGGUGCUGGCGCUCCUGUUAUGAGCCUGAUGAUGCCACAGAAGGAAGCCUUAGUUUCGCAGCAGAUGCAAUAAUUUCCAAUCCACCUACAUUUGCGCAUAUCCAUUGUGCAGAGGCGCUAGGAAUUCCGUUGUUAAUGUCUUUCACGACGAAUGAAGCGAUGCCAUGGUGUCCAACUACGGCCUUCCCCCACCCUCUCGUAAAUGUGCGAAGCAGUCAAGCUGAACCUCGAAUCACGAAUUAUUUGACUUAUGGCUUGGCGGACGCAAUGACUUGGCAGGGUCUGGGCCACACGAUCAAUAAAUUCCGGCGCAAACGUCUAGGUUUACCGUCCCUCUCGGUAUUAUCCGGCUCUGGAAUUAUCGAACGCUGCGGUGUACCAUGGACAUAUUGUAUGUCCCCAGCGUUGGUUCCUAAGCCUCAGGACUGGGUCAAUCAUAUCGAUGUUGUCGGUUUCUAUUUCCUCGACUUGGCAACAGAGUAUACUCCUCCCGACGAUUUAAUCAAGUUCCUUGACGCGGGUGAACCUCCUAUCUAUAUAGGAUUUGGUUCGAUAGUAGUCGAAAAUCCAGUUGAAGUGACCAGGUGGGGCAGCCUCGACAAUGCUACUCUUCAAGAUGCCCGAAACCCAAACAUAUUCAUUCUCGGAAACGUCCCGCACGACUGGUUAUUCGAGCGUGUAAGCGCGGUCGUCCAUCACGGCGGAGCAGGGACGGCCGCGAUCGGACUGCGAUGCGGUAAACCGACGAUCGUUGUCCCGUUCUUCGGAGACCAGCCGUGGUGGGGAGACCAGGUACAUGCGCGCGGAGCCGGACCAGCGCCUAUCCCGCACAAAAAGCUCACGACUCCUGCGCUCGUGGGCGCGAUCAAGAGUGCAUUGUCCGAUGAGACGAAGGCUGCCGCACAGAGAGUUGGCCAGAUGAUCAGGGCCGAGAAUGGCGUUAAAAAUGGGGUGGAUUCGUUUCAUAAGCAUUUACCCCUGCUCGAUAUGCGGUGUGAUCUAGAUCCCAAGCGAGUAGCCGUCUGGUAUUCUCGUUCGCACAAGUUACGGUUAAGUGCGUUUGCGGCCCAGGUUUUGGCCGAAAAGGGAAUAUUGGAUGUGAACAAACUCGAGCUUCAUCGUCCGCGAGAGUACAUAACCCGUGUCCAACCCUCGGAUCCGAUUUCGGGUACGCUUGGCCCGACUUUAGGUGUAGUAGGAGACGUUCUGGGUGGUGUUGGAGGACUAUUUACUCCCCGUCCCGAAAAGGGAGUGAUUAAACUUGUUAGAGCUGCCCCGGAAGGUGUUCGAGGAAUCCUCGAAGGCCUUCACCAUGGUAUGAAUAAUGCUCCCAAAAUCUACGGAGGUAGCGUCCGCGAUCCCGGGAAGGUUACUGGAUUCAGAAGUGGGAUCAGGGAGGGACGCAAGAGUGUCGCUAUGGGAUUUUAUGAUGGUCUUACAGAUAUAGUGAGGGAGCCUGUGGACGGGUUUAAAAAACAUGGAGUAAUCGGUGGCGCAGGAGGUCUCAUCAUUGGCUUAACUAAUGCCGUUGUUAAACCUACUGCUGGAGUGAUAGGAUUGCUUUCUCAACCAGUUGAAGGACGAUCCAAAGCGUUCGCUCUUCAAUGGCAAAACCCGCCAAAGAACGUCAUGCACGCGUAG